Messenger RNA from Juglans regia (Persian walnut), 492 nucleotides. RefSeq lists its product as uncharacterized. The record is from RefSeq and is a predicted model, not a curated record. The transcript has a single exon. Bases 1 to 492 code for a protein of 163 amino acids. NCBI's taxonomy places the organism in Eukaryota, Viridiplantae, Streptophyta, Magnoliopsida, Fagales, Juglandaceae.
AUGAAGCGAAACCAUCUUGGUCAGAGGAAAGGUUUGGAAAGAGCGAGUGAGCUAUCACCUCAAAGGUGGGAAAUGUUAGGGAGAAGACUAAUCUCCAUGUUCAAAAGCUCCCCAACAUCGCAGCUUUCUGGCUCUGCAAAUCCCACCUAUGAAAAUAACAGCAAGUCAUUGGCUCGAAAGGCGGUGUCUUUUGUUUUGUUUAAUGUAACAUGUGGUGUCGCUUUGAGUGCUCUUGACGACCUUGCUAUUUAUCGUAGCUGUAGCAGCAAGGCCUUGGAGAAAGCUAGUAAGAACCAGGCAGUCAUAGACGCCAUUGAGGAACCUAUUGAAAAGGGUCCAUGGUAUAGUGCAUCACUUGCAAUAGCUCGUAAGAGGCAUUCUGUGUCUUGUACAUUUCCUGUGUCUGGACCACAAGGCUCCAGAAUUUUCCAGUUGAAGGCAAUCCGUAAUGGAGAUGACUCCUGGUUAUCAUCUCUUCUGCCUCGUGAUUAG